AUGUCUACCUCAACCCCAGUCCCAGUCCCACCACUCCAAGAAGAAAAAGAAGAACCCGUCAUCCCGCUGUUCGCUGAACGACCUGAAUGGGCGGACGUUGCACCACUGGAACAAUACGAGGGCGUGAACCCGCUAGCGCCGAUCUUGUAUUCGCCCGUAUAUAAAGACGCGACGAAUUAUUUCCGCGGGAUCGUGAAGAUUGGGGAGAAGAGCCAGAGGGUGCUCGAGCUUACUGAAGCCGUUAUCAGGCUUAAUCCUGCUCAUUACUCUGCUUGGCAAUAUCGAUACGAAACUCUACUAUCCAUCAACGCGCCCCUUGACGUCGAACUCAAACUAAUGGACGAACUCGCGGUGAAGUACCUAAAGACAUACCAAGUCUGGCACCACCGCCGUCUCUUACUAACCAUCACCCGCAAGCCGUUACAAGAACUAGAUUUCAUCACGCGCUCGUUAACGGCGGACACGAAGAACUACCAUACAUGGUCCUAUCGCCAAUGGCUGCUGGCUUAUUUCAACGAUGAAGAUGAACUGUGGACGGGCGAGCUGGAUUUCGUGGAUGCGAUGCUGGCGCAGGAUGUUAGGAACAAUUCAGCGUGGCAUCAUCGUUUCUUUGUCGUUUGGGGGUGUGGUGUUAGGGAGGGGGAGGAGGAUAGGGGGAGGGUGUAUAAGCGGGAGUUGACGUACGUGAAACAGAACAUCUCACUUGCGCCAAACAACCUCUCUGCAUGGAACUACCUCCGUGGGAUCAUGGAACACACGAAGACGCCGUUUGCUAGCGUGAAGGCUUUCGUGCGGCCCUACACGCUCCCUAUCGACCCGGCCUCCGUUGAUAUCGUGGAUUUGGAGAACCCGCCCCCGACUAAAGGAGCCAACUUGCCUUGUCCGUCCGCUAUUGAGUUUUUGGCGGAUGUUUAUGAGCAGGAGAAGAAUACGUUGGAGGCGAUUGAGCUGUGGACUUCGCUCGCUAAUACACAUGAUGUGAUUCGCAAGAAGUAUUGGGAGCACAGGAUCAGGGAUGCGCUUGAGGCUUCAAGGAUCUGAGUGAAUAGGAGAAGUCGUUCCUUUCGUGAGAGCUGCAAGAGAGAAUCGGUUGUGGUCUGUUGUAAAUAUUGUCGUUCUUUCCCAUUAUUUCGUUCGAAAUGUAUCCAUCGGUUUUUGGGGUUAUUGUUUACAAUCUCAUUGUUUUCGACUGGCAUGCUUCUGACAAUGAGUGUAAGUACAUCGCAACCACUGCUUAGUACUUCUGUCAUUGAUAUUUCUGCGAACCUGAGUUCUCUUGGACAAUAGAUUUUGUCUACCGGUUGAUGGAC
Messenger RNA from Laccaria bicolor S238N-H82, 1310 nucleotides. RefSeq lists its product as uncharacterized. Lineage: Eukaryota; Fungi; Basidiomycota; Agaricomycetes; Agaricales; Hydnangiaceae. The transcript is spliced from 6 exons. Gene Ontology annotation, cellular component: protein farnesyltransferase complex; cytoplasm; CAAX-protein geranylgeranyltransferase complex. Gene Ontology annotation, biological process: protein farnesylation; protein geranylgeranylation. The coding region runs from base 1 to 1041 and encodes 346 amino acids. The record is from RefSeq and is a predicted model, not a curated record. Gene Ontology annotation, molecular function: protein farnesyltransferase activity; CAAX-protein geranylgeranyltransferase activity.